Trichoplax adhaerens is the source of this 2406-nucleotide messenger RNA. RefSeq lists its product as uncharacterized. Gene Ontology annotation, molecular function: protein binding. Lineage: Eukaryota; Metazoa; Placozoa; Uniplacotomia; Trichoplacea; Trichoplacidae. The record is from RefSeq and is a predicted model, not a curated record. The transcript has 17 exons. Gene Ontology annotation, cellular component: cytoplasm. Bases 1 to 2406 code for a protein of 801 amino acids.
AUGGACGAAGAUAACAAAAAACAGUUAUGCCUUAUCGAUGAAGGCAUUAAUAGCCUUCACGAUCUGAAAUUAGAUCCUAAAUUGACCAUUUUAAAUCUACAUUGCAAUCGUAUAAAGCAGAUCGAAAAUCUACUCUUUCUACAUCAAUUAUAUCAUCUGGAUUUAUCUUCCAAUUCCAUUACACAAAUAGCCGGUCUAGAUAGCUUAGUUUCAUUGAGAAUCUUAAAUUUAGCUUGCAAUAAAAUUAAAGUUGUGGAAAACUUACAAAAUCUAAGGUUAUUAACCAAGCUAAAUCUAGCAUAUAACGAAAUUGACGAUGUUUCUGGUUUUCAAGACAUGGCUGGUCCAGAUUAUCGAAUCUCUCAUAUUGAUUUACGCGCCAACUUUAUACGCAAUCUGUCUCAUUUAAUUAACUGUAUCAGUAAUCUCUCCAAUAUCAGAGAACUGCAAUUUCAACAUGGAUCCGAAGAAUUAUCCGACAAUCCGAUGUGUAAACAAGAUGGGUAUAGGGAAAAAAUAUUUCAAGCAUUACAACCGUUAGAAAUUUUAGAUGGUUUCGAUAGAAGUGGUAAAUUAGCUGCAGAAUUCGAUAAUAAAGACGUUCCAGGUGUUGAGGAGUAUCUAGAAUAUUUAAUGUCGACCAGUUCAUCAAGUUCGGUCAAGGAAGCUGCCUUCCAAGUUAAAACGCCUAAAAUUAAUGCUGCCAUCGACAAAUUCUACCAACGAGGCACCAAAUUAAUCUCAGAAGUAGAAGACAAUAAAUUUCAAAAGGAAUAUGAUCUAAAUGAAGAUACUGACGGAAUCGAUGAUCAAUUACCUCCGGCGAUGAAGCCUCUAAUUGUUAUUAAAAAUGAGAAAAAAUCAAUUAUCUCAAAAACUAUUCGUAAAAGUAGUGAAAAUACAGCUGAAAGUACAGAUGAAAAUUAUGCUAAAUAUUGGAGUCUUCAAACAACUAGUGCAAGCGAUGAUCGGCGCAAUAACCUUCAAAGAGAGACAAGUAGCAAAGAAAAUAUCGAAAGUGAUCAUGAAAAAUUUAAUCGCCAUAUGGAGAAGAAAAAACCUUCACUAAAGAAAUCUAAUCUAAGAAAAACUAAAUCUGAGCGACUUCGACGACCUCAACCGCUCAAAAUGAAUAUUGUCCAUCUCGGAGAUAAUCGUGACUCAAUUGAUAAGGAAGGUAGCAUUCCCGCAAACAUUACAAUUUUAAAAGAAUUGGACGCAGAAAAAGAGCGUAGAUGGAAAGCCGAAAUGGCAGCCAGAAAAUUAGUGGACCACAUCCAAAAUCUGCAGAGAAAAUUAUCUGCUAGUGAGAAAACUCGCUAUCUGGCCAUUGACACAUCCGCAAAACUUCAGCGAAUUGUAGAAAAAGAACAUAACGAGAAAAUUGAAGAACAACAAAAACUUCUAGAACUGCAGUCAAAUUUAGAACAAGUACAGCAACAAUUGGAAGCCUGCAAAGCUAGUGAAGAAGAUCGUAAAAGUGAAAAAGAAAGUAUGGAAAAAGCGUAUGCAAACUUAGAGAUUAGUGCCAGAGAACAGUUUCUAGCUAAGGAUAAAGACAUCAAGGUUUUGCAGGAUAAAGUACGAGAUAUGAGCACAUUGGUAGCGGAAGCUAAUGCAGCAAAGGAUAGUUAUCAAAAAAAAUAUGCUGAAUUAGAGAAAACAAUAGUUGACCAAGCAGAAGAAAAUAGGAAGCAAAUGAGUAAGAUGAUUUCCAGGGAUAGCUCAGAAUUUCAAGAAGCCAUUAAUCGAGAAAGGGUUCACGAAAGGGAGCGCUUUGAUAUACUUGUGAAUCAAAUGCAAGAAAGGAUUGCUACACCACAUGGAAGAUAUGCAUGUAUCUUACUCUCUUGCUUAAAUCCAUUUCUUACUACCUUCAUUUCUAACGUUAAAAUUGCUAAAAUAAAUUCACGCCAACUCUUAAAAAGACUAAAAGAAAAGGAUAGAGAAAUUGCUGACCUUAAUGAAUGGAUCAAUAAAGCUGUCAGGCUAGAUGCGGAAGAAUAUGACUCGUUGUCACUACAAUUUGAACGUUGCGUAAGUGAACGUAAUAGCUUAAAAUUGGAUUACGAAAAGAAAGCGGCUUCGGAAAAUAGAUUGAAAUCAUUACUAUCAAGACUGGUUAAGAUGACAGAAGAACAACGAACUCGAUUAAACGAAGUAAAGCUACAAAAUAGUGAACUGAAAAGACGAAUGACUGAGUGCGAGAAAAGAUUUACUAGCCAAAUUAAUUUGACAACAUUAAUAGAGAAGAACUGCAAAGAGCUACAAGAGGAUAAUAUGAAGCUAACAACGAAGGUUACUCGAUUACGAGGUGAAAAUGAAGGCCUCAAAAAUGAGAAUGAACGACUGCGCAACGAAGUCGCCGACAAAGGUCAGCUAACGCGUAUGAAAUACUUUAGCUAG